Molecule: messenger RNA, 654 nt
Organism: Geodia barretti
Lineage: Eukaryota; Metazoa; Porifera; Demospongiae; Tetractinellida; Geodiidae
Source: the annotation of a GenBank genome assembly
AUGUAUCACGAUACGCAAAGCGCGGUGCAUGUCUCCAAAUUGGCGGCUGAGAAGUUAUUCCCGCAGGUUAUCGUCACAACCCCUUUAGCGAUCGGCGUGUCGGAACAUUGGAUGGAUCACAAAGGCACGCUCACGCUUCGUCCGGAUGUUUUUGGUGAAGUGCUUUAUGACGUCGCUGAUAGUAUGCGCCGGCACGGCAUUGACAACAUCCUGAUUGUCAAUGGGCAUGCUGGAAAUGCCGGUCCAGUGCAUCAGCGGUUAGAUGGCUACCGAGAUAAGCUCGGCAUCAACAUCGAAUUUCACUCCUAUUGGGAAGCGUACAAUGAAGAACUGGUCAAGGAGCAGAUGGAAUCUGGGGUCUGUCCUGGACACGCGGCGGAAUUCGAGACAGCAUUUGCCUUCGCUGCUUUUGCAGAAAACGUUGACUGGAACGGUGUGGAUUACGACAGCGCGAAACUCACCAUCUCAGAUGCAGGGCAGGCAAAAUCCGACCGAGAAUACCAUCAUCAAGCGAAAUUGGCGACAGUCGAAAAAGGACAAGCGAUGAUUGAUGUUGCCGUGACUGGGUCGCUGCACGGAUGGAAUCGAUGCUUUCAUAGACUUGCUAUAGCUGUAGGCGCGCCACUGACGAGGUUUCUUGGGGAAACACCCUAA